Trichomonas vaginalis G3 is the source of this 141-nucleotide messenger RNA. RefSeq lists its product as uncharacterized. The record is from RefSeq and is a predicted model, not a curated record. The transcript has a single exon. NCBI's taxonomy places the organism in Eukaryota, Parabasalia, Trichomonadida, Trichomonadidae. Bases 1 to 141 code for a protein of 46 amino acids.
AUGGGUCCAACACUUGUCCACAACGACGAAGAAUCAAUGACAAUAGUUAGAUCUAUUUCUCCUGAUUUCUAUCCAGCUCUUUCUGUUGUUGCAAGACCUCCUGUUUUGUCCUCAUUCAUCGACAAACUCGUCUUCAAUUAA